Messenger RNA from Dioscorea cayenensis subsp. rotundata (Guinea yam), 1865 nucleotides. Its product is annotated as glycosyl hydrolase 5 family protein-like. The record is from RefSeq and is a predicted model, not a curated record. Bases 62 to 1600 code for a protein of 512 amino acids. Gene Ontology annotation, molecular function: hydrolase activity, hydrolyzing O-glycosyl compounds. NCBI's taxonomy places the organism in Eukaryota, Viridiplantae, Streptophyta, Magnoliopsida, Dioscoreales, Dioscoreaceae. The transcript has 4 exons.
GUUAUAAAUCAUAUAAAGACAUGCAUCUCUAAGUGCUACUCCUUGCAAGAAGAACACAAACAUGAGGUUCAUUCUCUUCAUACUCACUUUGUUCUUCUUAUCCAUUAACCUCUUUGAUCUCCAGAGGCCAUUGUUAGCAUCUCCAGUGCUCUCCACGAACUCUAGAUGGAUUGUUGAUGAAACUGGCAAGCGUGUGAAGUUGGCAUGUGUGAAUUGGGUCUCUCACUUGGAGCCUAUGUUGGCCGAGGGCUUAGGGAAGCAACCAUUGGAGGCCAUAACAAGAAGGGUAGCUUCAAUGGGUUUUAACUGUGUCAGGCUCACCUGGCCCCUCUACUUGGCCACCAAUGACUCUCUGGCCAACUUAACUGUUAGGCAGUCAUUCCAAAGCCUCAAUCUCUCUGAGUCCAUCGCCGCUAUCCAAAUCAACAAUCCUUCACUUGUUGAUCUUCCUCUCAUUCAAGCAUUUCAGGCUGUGGUGGAAAGCUUAGGGAAUAACAACAUCAUGGUGAUACUAGACAAUCACAUUAGCAAGCCAGGGUGGUGUUGUAGUAGCUUUGAUGGUAAUGGGUUCUUUGGAGACAAGUACUUUGAUCCAGAUCUUUGGAUCAGUGGGCUAACAAGAAUGGCAACACUUUUCAAUGGUAUAACCAAUGUCAUUGGCAUGAGCUUAAGGAAUGAGCUCAGAGGGUCCAGACAGAGCAUCAGUGACUGGUACAGCUACAUGCAAAGAGGAGCAGAGGCAGUGCAUGCAGCAAACCCCAAUGUGCUUGUGAUACUCUCAGGAUUGAAUUUUGACAAUGAUCUCAGCUUCCUUGCAAAGAACCAAGUUCAACUAACAUUCAGUGGAAAAACUGUUUAUGAACUCCAUUGGUAUGGCUUCUCAGAUGGCAAAGCAUGGGUGAAUGGGAACCCUAAUCAAGUUUGUGCCAAUGUAGUUAGCAAUAUUAUGAGAAGAGGUGGCUUCCUAUUGGAUCAAGGGUGGCCAUUGUUCUUGAGUGAAUUUGGAGUAGAUCAAAGAGGAACAAACAUAAAUGAUAACCGAUAUCUUAGUUGCAUGAUGGGAGUUGCAGCUGAACUAGACUUAGAUUGGGCUUUGUGGGCAUUGCAAGGGAGCUACUAUCUUAGAGAAGGUCAGUUAGGGAUGGAUGAGAAGUAUGGGGUGCUUAGUUGGGACUGGUGCAGUUCUAGAAACUCUAGCCUCUUACAAAGAAUAACAACCCUUCAAUCUCCAUUCCAAGGGCUUGGACUUUCAGAAGUACCAACUUAUAAGAUCAUUUUCCAUCCAGCAACUGGCUUAUGUGUCUUGAGGAAGUCUUUGUUACAACCACUGGAGUUAGGUUCUUGUUCCGAAUCUGAAGCCUGGAUGUACACAGACGAGCAAUCAAUGAUGCUAAAGGAUUCAAUAAUGUGCAUGCGAGCUGAUGAUAAAGGGAAAGAAGUGAAACUCAGUGUUCUUUGUAGUGAUUCUAGUUCAAAGUGGGAGAUGGUAUCCGCCUCCAAGAUGCAUCUUGCUUCCAUGUUGGCAAAUUCUAGCAGUAAUGUAAGGUUGUGCUUGGACGUUGGCAUGGAUGGAAUUAGUUUAGUUACCAAUUCGUGCUAGUGUUUGAGCAGAGACAGAGGCUGUAACCCUGAUAGCCAAUGGUUCAAAACCAUUAACAGCACUAGAAAUAUUGUUAGCAAAAAUCUCUACCCUGAGAUAACUUUCUGAUUUGUACAAAUACGUAUAUACAUCAUGUUCUAAAGCUAAAAGAUAUCAAGAGUUUCAUUGAUUUUAGUACUAUUAAGUUAUACAUUGGCAUAUAUUCUUCUAUAUAUGUCCACUAGCUAGCAAUAGUAAACAAUAUGGAAAACAUGGGGUAUGAGAA